UGACGAUGACGAUCGAUCCAGCUCUGCUGUCGGUCGAUAAGCUUGCAUUGUACACAGUCAUGCCCAUUCACGCAUGCCUCUCCUGUUUCUUCAUCUUGAAAAGUCGAGCUCCCUGUUUCCCAUGCGUGCAUCCCACGGCGCACAAGCUGCUGCAUCUGUGAGCUCCUCUGCCAGCCCAAAAUGCAUUGCAUAUUUGCAUCCUAUAUAUAGAUCUCCCCAGCGCUACCAACUCCUUCAUCACUCACAACAUCCAAAACCAUCCCACCACCCUCCACGCACAUCGACCGAGCCACCAUGGCGUUCCGACGCCGGUCAAGCCCUCCGGCGGCGGCGGUGGCCCUCCUCCCGCUCGCGUUCCUGCUGCUAGCCUGCCUCUCCGGCGCCGCCGCGGCCAAGCAGACCGGCCAGCUCACCGUCUUCUGGGGCCGGAACGCGGGCGAGGGCACCCUGCGCGAGGCCUGCGACACGGGGCUCUACACCACCGUCGUCAUCUCCUUCUACAGCGUCUUCGGCCACGGCCGCUACUGGGGCGACCUGUCGGGCCACCCGCUCGCCGGCGUCGGCGCCAACAUCAAGCACUGCCAGUCGAGGAACGUCCUCGUGCUCCUCUCCAUCGGCGGGCCCGGGGACGGCUACUCCCUCCCGUCGUCCCAGUCCGCGGCCGACGUCGCCGACAACCUCUGGAACGCGCACCUCGGCGGGCGCCGCCGCGGCGUGUUCCGCCCCUUCGGCGACGCCGCCGUCGACGGCAUCGACUUCUACAUCGACCGCGGCGGGCCGGGGCACUACGACGAGCUGGCGCGCCGCCUCGACGGGUACAACCGGUUCUACCGCGGGCGGAAGGGGGUGCGGCUGACGGCGACGCCGCGGUGCGGCUUCCCCGACGCGCGGCUCGACGGCGCGCUGCGGACGGGGCUGUUCGAGCGCGUCCACGUCCGGUUCUACGGCAACGACACGCGGUGCGCGUACGGGGCCGGCGCCGGGACCUGGGGCGUCGCGGAGGCGUGGAAGAAGUGGGCGGCGAGGUACCCCGGGAGCGAGAUGUACCUGGGGCUCGCGCCGGCGGAGAGCGGCGUGCCGGAGGGGGCGCAGGGCACCGUCGCGGUGUACCUCAAGUACCUCUACUACGACCUGCUGCCCAAGGUGCAGGAGGCGCCCAACUACGGCGGGGUCAUGGUCUGGGACAGGUUCUCCGACAAGAAGACACGGUGGAGCACCGCCGUCAAGGGAUGGGCCUGAUCUAGCUAGUGAUCUGUUUACUUGCAGCUAGAGCUAUCCUAAGCUAGCUGCUAUGUAUGUAUGUAUGCGUGUGUACGAAUAAAACGAGCUCUGAUCCAUAUAACAAUGAUAAAUGGAUCUGAACUGAAGUUCUAUGUACUUGUCUGUUGUUCUAAUAAGUCAAUCGAAUAAGGAAUGUGUAUGAACACUUUUUCGUA
Panicum virgatum (switchgrass) is the source of this 1436-nucleotide messenger RNA. RefSeq names its product xylanase inhibitor protein 1-like. Gene Ontology annotation, biological process: carbohydrate metabolic process. Gene Ontology annotation, molecular function: chitinase activity. Lineage: Eukaryota; Viridiplantae; Streptophyta; Magnoliopsida; Poales; Poaceae. The transcript has a single exon. Gene Ontology annotation, cellular component: extracellular region. Bases 295 to 1239 code for a protein of 314 amino acids. The record is from RefSeq and is a predicted model, not a curated record.